Messenger RNA from Pestalotiopsis fici W106-1, 942 nucleotides. RefSeq lists its product as uncharacterized. The transcript has a single exon. Lineage: Eukaryota; Fungi; Ascomycota; Sordariomycetes; Amphisphaeriales; Sporocadaceae. The record is from RefSeq and is a predicted model, not a curated record. Bases 1 to 942 code for a protein of 313 amino acids.
AUGGCCAUGGUUACAGCAUCGCCGCCGCAGGUGGGACUACUCCCGGCCGCAACGAGAACGGGCGGUAGUCACAUGAUGAUCAGCAAUACAAAGGAGGGCGGCGGCGGAACAACAAAAUCUAAUAAGCCGCCCACGGCAGCGGCGCCCAUAAAACCGUCGGACCAGCACUCCCGGGACCACCAAAUGACCGCGGUAGCCAGACAACUCCUCGGCGAAGCCAAGCGCUCGCGCAUUGACCGGUGGCGGGCCGAGAUUGACUUGUCCGAGGUGGUGUGCAGUUGUUCCGAGCACCCAGAGUCGGUGCAGAUGGGCAUGGCGGCGGCCGCGACAGCAGCAGCAACAAAUAUAACAAUUGCAACAAAAAAGAAGCAGCAACAACAGCAGCAGCAGCAACGGCAUUGUGGGUGCUGCGGUCGUCGCACCAGUUACGAGGAUCAGGUAUUAGAGCAGCAAAGGCAACGGCAACAGCAACAGCAAUCAUCUACAAGCAGCGGUCACGGGUGGGAAAAGGGUCGCUGGUCUAUACGCCGGCGGAAAGGGGAAGCCGUCGGAGGAGUAGGUGCGGAAAUAUCGUCAUCAUCCGCCGGGUCUCCCGGUGGUGGAGGAGUAGGUGGUCCGACAUCGUUCUUCAAGAAAUUCUUUUCUUCUUCCUCUGCCUCCCCUUCUGCCCCUUCUCCACAGCAGGGAGGAGGAGGAGGAGGAACGGGCAGAGGGAAAAUGGGCCACGGAAACGGGGCAACAGCAACAGCAACAGUGACGACGGCUACGCAAAUGUACCGACAAGACGAGGCCGACGACGAGGCGUCGGGGUCUUUGAGGGACGGUGAUCUGCCAAGUGAUGGCGAGGGGGCCAAGAAUGGCAAACCGAGACUGAGGCUCGACGAUGCGGCGGCGCGGAUGAGGAGGGCCCAGAAGCUGUUGAACACACAGAAGAAGGGGUGA